UGCGCGGAGGCCCCUGCCCUGCCUCCUGCUGUCCGCGGAGCCGGGCCGCCGCCGCAGCCGGGGCGUCGUGGGCGGUCCAUGGAGCUGGAAAACCUCGUGGCCAACUCGCUGCUGCUGAAGGCGCGCCAAGGAGACUAUGGCAAAAAAAGUGGUCGUAGUAAAAGAUGGAGGGAGUUGCUGAAGCUGCCCGCUGUUAGCCAGUGCAGCAAGCUUAGACAUUCCAUUGAAAAGGAUUAUAGCAGUCUCUGCGACAAGCAGCCCAUAGGAAGACUUCUCUUCAGGCAAUUCUGUGAUACAAAGCAUGACCUAAAGAGGCGCAUUGAGUUCCUGGAUGCGGUGGCCGAGUAUGAAGUGGCCGCUGAUGAAGACCGAAGAGCUUCUGGACAGUUGGUUCUAGACACGUUCUUCAGUAAUGAGGGUUUGGUGGUUCUUUUACCAGAAGUGCCUCCACGUGUGCUGAGAGAAUGUAGACUGAGGCUGAAGGAGGAUGACCCUCCCAAAGAAGCCUUCGAGGCCUGCAUGAGAGUUGUCCAUAGCUACUUAAGUGGAGAACCAUUUGAAGAAUACCAAGAAAGCCCAUAUUUUUCUCGAUUUUUACAGUGGAAAUGGCUGGAAAGGCAACCAGUAACAAAGAAAACAUUCAGACACUACAGAGUUCUAGGAAAAGGCGGAUUUGGAGAGGUUUGUGCCUGUCAAGUGAGAGCUACAGGGAAAAUGUAUGCCUGUAAAAAGCUAGAAAAAAAGAGAAUAAAGAAGAGGAAAAGUGAAGCUAUGGCUCUAAAUGAGAAAAGACUCCUAGAAAAAGUGCACAGUAGAUUUGUAGUGAGUCUGUGCUACACCUACGAGACCAGGGACGCCCUGUGCCUGGUACUGACCAUCAUGAACGGAGGCGACCUGAAGUUCCACAUCCACAGCCUGGGCAGCCCCGGCCUGGACGAGCGCAGAGCUGUAUUCUAUGCUGCCGAGCUGUGCUGCGGCCUGGAGGAUUUGCAGAGGGAGCGCAUUGUGUACAGAGACUUAAAGCCUGAGAAUAUUCUCCUCGAUGAUCAUGGACACAUCCGGAUUUCAGAUCUUGGUUUAGCCAUGGAGAUCCCAGAAGGAGGGGCGAUUCGAGGAAGAGUUGGAACAGUCGGCUACAUGGCUCCUGAAGUGAUCAAUAAUGAAAACUAUACAUUUAGCCCUGACUGGUGGGGACUCGGCUGUCUGAUAUAUGAAAUGAUUCAGGGACAUUCUCCAUUCAGAAAAUUCAAAGAGAAAAUCAGACGGGAGCAGGUGGAGCAGCGAGUGAAGGAGGACACUGAGGAGUAUUCCAGGAAGUUUUCGGAGGACACCAAGUCCAUCUGUAGGAUGCUUCUCACCAAGAACCCCAAGCAGCGUCUGGGCUGCCAGGGCGAUGGGGCUGCUGGGGUAAAGCGACAUCCUGUGUUCAAAGACAUUAACUUCAGGAGGCUGGAGGCGAACAUGCUAGAGCCCCCGUUCUGUCCUGAUCCUCAUGCGGUUUAUUGUAAGGACGUCCUGGACAUCGAGCAGUUCUCUGCGGUGAAAGGAGUCUGCCUGGACCCGGCUGACGACACCUUCUACAGCCAGUUUGUCACGGGGUGUGUCUCCAUCCCCUGGCAGAAUGAGAUGAUCGAAUCGGGGUGUUUCAAGGACAUCAACGAAAGUGUAAGUGAGGAAAGUGUGGCCUUAGAUGUAGAAGACAAGACGUGGCAACCAGUUCACAAACGAAAGCGAGGUUUCUUCUAUAGACUUCUUGGAAGAGGGGGCUGCAUGAGCACUGGAGCCAGCCAGAAGGAAGAGCUGCCCUGCCCAGACCAGCGCCAGAGCCCAGAAGCACGUAGAAGCUCGGUGCUUCGUUCUAUCUGAGUGGCAAUAAACAGUGACACACCUUAAAACAUGCUGCAUCAGUCUGCAGAUUUUCCUGCGUUAAAUAGCUGAAUAGUCUUUUCACUAAAGCUGGGCUGAAGAAAAGGCCACUAGGACUGCUGUGAUGUGCAGAGUCCCCCACGUGUGGACACUUGGGGCGGGGCUCGAGCUUCACCUGUGCCUUUGGACAGGGUGGGGGUGGGGUUAGAAAGGCUGUCUGUCUGCAUGCACACUUAUGUCCGCUGACAUUCCACCUUCCUGAGGGCACGCGUGUUGGCAUGCGUGGCUCUGGCUAAGUGUCCAGGCAUUCCUACCUACCCUCAGAAAGAGCCUGUUUGCAGGAGCCUGGGGUCAGGGCUUGGCCGUCAGGUGCUACUCACUGACCCUGGCGUGUGUUCAAGGGCUUCUCUGCCAGCGACUUGUGGUUCUGGGACUGUGCGGUGCCCGUUGUUUGCAUUGUGACCCGGUGACUGGGCCAAAGGUUAAAGACCAGGUCCAGAAGAGGCCUGGGCUUAGGCUGACUGAAGAAGAGGGACAGCUGACCAUACCUGGGGAUUAGGCGAGAACAAGCUUUAAACUCAUUCAUCAGAUUUUGAUUGCGCCCCUGAGAAAAGAGAGGGCCGUGGCCUGUGGAUGAGCAUUCUCGUGGAGGCCCAAGGUGCCUCUAAGAGAGGAAGCUGAGGGACAAAGUAGUUCUGUGUUGUGGGCUGGCGGCAGGGUGGGUGGUGGCGCUAAGAGGUGAGUGGGGCGGGGAGUCCAGCAUGCGGAGUGUUCUGUCAUUUACACAUGUGCCUCAGGCCUUCUCUGUCAUUACAAAUGUUGCUUUGAAAGAGCUUGAGGACAAGCGUAAAGCCAGAGCUCCAGGACACCCCCAGACCCUCCCCCGACGACACGCCUUUCAGUGGUCCUUCCGGGGUGUGGCCACUCUGUUACUUACAAUUCCAGUUCCAACUCACUGGAUACAUUUCUCCCCCUUUCCCUUGAGAGACAUUUCAGAAUGCAUUAUGGAAAGAAAAGGAGCUAUCGUGGGGGAGGUAUGUAUAUGUAGUUGUAAGAGAAAAUAAGUUGACACAACUAAGACUAAACAUACCAUACAAUAUGUGCAAAUGAUCUUAACUCACCAAUUAAAAUGACAGAUAUCACAGUGGGUCACAAGGCAAAACCCAGCUGUGCUGUUUCCAGAAGACACACCUAAAACAUAGUGAGAAAGGUUAAAAUUUAACCAUUGCAAAUGCAUUCCAGGAAAGUACAAACAAAAAUAAAGCAGCAGUCCCAAUCUGAAUAUCAGACAAGAUGGAAUCUGGGCCAGAAAGCAUAAGCCAAACAGAAAGGAUAUGUAAUGUUAAAGGUACAAUUCUCAAAGAAGAUAAAACGGUCAGAAAGAACUACUCCCCAAGUAACAGGUACAGCUGUCAUAGAGCAGUGCUGAGAAGUUACUCCACCUCUCAUGGAGCAGACCUAAAGGGCAUGGUAAGGUGUGUGUGUGCAUGCGUGUGCAUGCAUGUGUGUACAUACACAGAUACCCGUACUAUAUUAUGUUGAUGUAUAGGUAACACAUUCUAUUUUGAUGAUAGAAAAUGCACCUUCUUUUCAAAUGCCCAUGGAACAGGCAUGAAAAUUGACCAUAUACUACUAUGUCACAAAGAAAAUCCUAAUAAAAAAUUUGAUAAGAGAUAUAGUUAAGAGCAUCUGAUUACAAAUAAACCUAUGAAUUAAUAACAAUUAGAAAACAGAAAGGCCCUGGCAGCUGGAACUUUGACAGCCUCUGCUAACGUUCUCUUGGGUCAAGGCGGAUCUGUGAUCCAAAAUGGCAGGGCUUCUACAAAAAGGUGACAGUUCCGAUGUAUCUGAAUGUACGGACACAAGUGCUCAAGGAGAACAUCUAUGGCUCUUGGUUCUCCUGACAAAAAUAAGCACCUGAAAAGAAAUGAAUUGAGCCUCUCACUCAGAAAGGAUAGAAAAGACAUUGAAGGAAAGCAGAAGAAAUUAAUGAAACAAAAGCAGAAAUUAAUGGCUAUAGAACAGAAAAACUAUAACUCAUAUGAGUGUUGUUCUGUGUUAAAAAAUCAAUAAAAUAAAUGUCUAACCUAGUCAAGAAAAAAAGGGAAAAGACAGGAAUGCACAAAAGAGAUUACGAGGGGAGAAAAAUCACAGAGAGAGGAAAUUAAAGAAUACUUUGCAAAAAAAAAAUUGCUUUGCACACUGUAUGAAAAUAAACAAAAAACCUGGAUGAAAUGCAUUUCUAGGAAAACAAUUUACCAAAACUAACUAUAGGUAAAAUAGGAAAUCUAAAGAAACAUUGUUUUGUGUUACUUUUUUGUUUAUUUUUUUACUGGGGAAUAUUGGGGAACAACGUGUU
Molecule: messenger RNA, 4225 nt
Organism: Rhinolophus ferrumequinum (greater horseshoe bat)
Lineage: Eukaryota; Metazoa; Chordata; Mammalia; Chiroptera; Rhinolophidae
Gene: GRK4
Product: G protein-coupled receptor kinase 4
Exons: 16
Coding region: 79-1866 (595 amino acids)
Biological process (GO): protein phosphorylation; regulation of signal transduction; signal transduction
Cellular component (GO): cytoplasm
Molecular function (GO): ATP binding; G protein-coupled receptor kinase activity
Source: RefSeq, a predicted model, not a curated record